GCGGGCGACCGGCGCCGGACGCCCGGUGGGCGCUGGCGGCAGCGCUCACAUUUGGCAGGUGUGCCGAGCUCCGCACGCGACGCGCGGCCAAGAAGCCGCCCGGGCCGUCGCCCGGGCCGUUGCCAGCGGCGUUGCGGCAGCAGCUGAAGCAGAAAAGGGCGCGAGAGGCGCCGAGUGAAGAGCUUCUAGCAGGCUGGCUGGCCGUUGAGUCCUGCAGCCAGGAGUCCGCGCUGCAGAACCUCACCGAUUUGGAUGCCAGCCACCUCCAGCGCGUGUCGGCCGGCUGUGCGGAGAGUGCACGCGGCAAGGGUCAGCUCACCUGGGCGCUGAAGAAGGAAGAUCCCAAGGCCUACUUCUCGUACGUGGCAGAGCACCCAGAGGCCUUUGCCCAGCAGCUCCGGGACCGCGACAAGUGGCGGGAGGGCCUGCCGCAGGUGCUGAUGGUGGCGGAGAAGCCUUCGGUGGCGCGGCUGGUGGCGGACUUUCUGAGCAGCGCGCAGCGCCAGAAGCUCCGGGAGCGCCGGGGCCUGUCGCCGGCCUGCCCCGUCCUGGAGUUCCCAGGCACCUUCCCAGCCACAAACCAGCGCUGUGUGAUCACGGUGACCUCGGUGAUUGGGCAUCUGUGUCAGCUGGAGUUUGACGGCCAGCUACCGCAGCAGCUGGAAGGCAUCUACCAGGCGCCGGUGGUGAAGACCUACACAGACAGCGCCCGGAAGGCGAGGGUGGCCGAGCACCUGCAGGAGCUGGCGAAAGGCUCUGAGCACCUAUGCCUCUGGCUGGACGCGGAUCGAGAGGGCGAGAACAUCGGCUUCGAAGUGAUCGCAGUGUGCAAAGAGUGGUUCCCCGACAACUCCCGAGUCCAUCGCGCGAUCUUCUCUGCCCUUACGCAGGAGGAGGUGUGCUCCUCCUUCGAAUCACUGGGCAAGCCUGAUGCGGAUGUGGCGAAAGGAGUAGAUGCUCGUCAGGAGCUUGACUUGCGUGUGGGCAUCUCCUUCAGCCGCCUCCUCACUCGCAAGCUCCGGGACGAGACGAAGGCCCAGUCUGUGACCUACGGCCCCUGCCAAACGCCAGCGCUGGGCUUCUGCGUGGCGCGGCACGGGGAGAUCGAAGGCUUCCAGCCGCGGAAGGUUUGGACGCCCCGGGUGGAGGCAUCGGGCCUCGCCUGGGCGGGUGAAAGCACCGAGAGGCAGGAGGAGGCCACGAAGAUCCGGGCGGCGCUGAGUCGGAGCUCUGAAGCGCCGUUGCAGUUGGAGCAGCGGGAGGAGCGCGUGCCGCGGCCUGUCGGCUUGAACACUGUACAGCUGCUGCGGAGUGCCAGCAACGCGCUGAACCUGGGCCCAAAGCAGGCCAUGAAGCUCGCAGAGGACCUCUACUCCAAGGGCCUCAUCUCCUACCCCCGCACGGAGACCACACGCUACCACGAGACCUUCGACGCCAGCGUGCCGCUGCGGGCGCAGCAGCGGUCGACCCGCUGGGGUCGCAGCGCUGCCAAGGCGCUCGGCGCCUGGAAGGCGCUGAGCCAGGUGCAGAGCCGCCGGGCCCGGGACGUGGGGGACCACCCGCCCAUCGUCCCUCUGCGCCUGCCGCAGCGUGGCGAGCUGCGCGGCCAGGAGAACAAGCUCUACGACUUCGUGUCUCAGCACUUCGUCGCCUCCUGGCUGGGAGAUGCGCGGCUACGACGCCACGAGGCGCGACUUCAGAUUGAUGGCUUCGAGUUCCAGCUGCAGAUCAAUCUGGUGGAGGACAGCGGGUGGCUGGAGGCUAUGCCUUGGCGCCUCAAGGAGCUGUCGCUGGAUGAGGACUCCCAACGUCAGGCGACCAAGCGCCUGGCAGCGCUGCGGCGGAUGGGGAGCUCGGUGCCGCUGCGGCAAGGGCGGCUGCUGGAGAGCCACACGGAAGCCCCCAGGCCUCUGACGGAAGCUGAGCUGGUCGAGAAGAUGGACAAGAACGGGAUUGGCACUGAUGCUUCCAUCCCACAGCAUAUCCAGACCAUCCAGGACCGAGGCUACGUGCAGCUGUGCGAUGGCAACAUGGAGCCCAUUCUGCCACCGCGAUUCGGGCCAGGGCGGCCUAAGCAGCAGAAGAGACAUGCGCCGGGAAGGUACUUGGUGCCCACAGCUCGUGGCCUCGCCCUGGUGGAGGGCCUCAGCGCGCUGGAUGCCUCCCUCUGCCAGCCGGAGGUCCGUGCGCUCAUCGAGCAGCAGUGCGCCCAGGUGGCGAUGCGCCAGCUGGACCAAGAGGAGGUGUUGCGGCGCAACAUCGCGCUCUUCCGAAGCAAGUUCCAGCCUCGUGCCCGGAUGGCGCUGUAG
Molecule: messenger RNA, 2309 nt
Organism: Effrenium voratum
Lineage: Eukaryota; Dinophyceae; Suessiales; Symbiodiniaceae
Source: the annotation of a GenBank genome assembly